AUGGUGCUUCGACUGGGCCUCGCCGGCCGCGCUGGCGGGUUGCACGGCGUGCGGCUCGGCAGGAUUCCGGGUGCCGUACCCGAUCCUGCGCUCAGCUGGCUCGACCCCGUCGCGCGGUACCUCGUGUCGAUGCCCGAGACGAUGGGCUUGGUCGGCGCGAUGCCCUACCCCUACACAGCCUCAAUUAUCGCCAUGACGCUGGCCCUGCGUACAGGUGUCUCUGUGCCUAUUGCGCUAUGGCAGCGCAGCCGGAACGAGCGGCUGACCAACAUCGUGCUGCCUGAAUGGGGCGUGUGGAAGAAACAGAUCCCAGCGGCCGUCUGGCAGCGGCGCGCGUCAAACAACGAGGUGAGCAAAGAGACGGAGUUCCAGAUCCAGCGCCAGAUCCACCGCUCGCUGGCGGAAAAGUGGAACCACCUCAUUGCGCUGCACGACUGCUCGCCGACGCGCACUACGAUUGUCUCGCUCGCGGUGCACAUUCCCCUCUUUCUCCUGGUGACAAUGUUGAUCCGACAGGGCACCGUGUUGCCCGACACGCCACUCGUGCACGAGCUCAUUCCGUGGUGGGCGCCGGAUGCGACAUUUGCGGCACAGGCAUCGGCUUCGCAGCAGAUCCUCCUGGACCGCGGCCUGGACCCUGUCUUGGUCGAUAAGCUGACCAAGGUCGGCGGCCCAACGCUUGCCGACCGCGACUCGACGCAGAUCAUGCCGAUCGUGGUGGGGUCGCUCAACAUGCUCAAUAUCGAACUUGCGCAAUGGGUACGUGAGCGGCGACUCGCGCGUGAGCGCGAGCUGGGGCUCGGCGACUCGCGCGCAGGCGCCAAUGACGGCGGCGUCGAGGCCGAGCCGGUGCGUGAGCGCGUCAUUGGGAACGUGCUGCGUGGCACGGCGGUGCUUUCGAUCCCGAUCGCGUGCCAGGUCCCGGCCGCGUUGCUCGUCUACUGGACCACGUCGGCGCUGGUGACGCUCGUUCAAAAUGCGUACUUUGCAUGGCUAGACGCAAAGAUCAAGUAG
Messenger RNA from Malassezia japonica, 1014 nucleotides. RefSeq lists its product as uncharacterized. Gene Ontology annotation, cellular component: mitochondrial inner membrane. The transcript has 2 exons. Lineage: Eukaryota; Fungi; Basidiomycota; Malasseziomycetes; Malasseziales; Malasseziaceae. The record is from RefSeq and is a predicted model, not a curated record. Gene Ontology annotation, molecular function: membrane insertase activity. Gene Ontology annotation, biological process: protein insertion into mitochondrial inner membrane from matrix; mitochondrial respiratory chain complex IV assembly. The coding region runs from base 1 to 1014 and encodes 337 amino acids.